Molecule: messenger RNA, 2705 nt
Organism: Priapulus caudatus
Lineage: Eukaryota; Metazoa; Priapulida; Priapulimorpha; Priapulimorphida; Priapulidae
Exons: 10
Coding region: 75-2705 (876 amino acids)
Biological process (GO): peptidyl-serine phosphorylation; intracellular signal transduction
Cellular component (GO): nucleus
Molecular function (GO): ATP binding; protein serine/threonine kinase activity
Source: RefSeq, a predicted model, not a curated record
GGCGCAUGGUUUGAAAAUGUUUACUGUUAUUUCGACAUGUUAUUCGACAUGUUAGUGGGCACUUUUAUUGUGGAAUGGAUCAUUUCCCGUGUACAGAUGCUGGUGAAAAGUUUAAGCGACCUAUAGGUCGUAAUGAAAAUCUUAAUACAUCCAAAUCUAGGCCACCCAGCAUUGAUGACUUUGUGCUUCUUAAACCAAUCAGUCGCGGAGCGUUUGGGAAAGUUUACCUUGGAUACAAGAAGACAUGCCAAAGUCGCUUAUAUGCCAUUAAGGUAAUGAAGAAAGAUGAGAUGGUGAACAAGAAUAUGACAAACCAAGUUAUUGCGGAGAGAGAUGCCCUGGCUCUGUCAAGCAGCCCUUUUAUUGUAAGGUUAUUCUAUUCCUUGCAGACGAGGAGAAAUGUCUUUCUUGUGAUGGAUUACAUGAUUGGAGGUGAUCUGAAGUCUUUACUGUUGGUGUAUGGCUUCUUUGACUGUCCCAUGGCUGUGAUGUAUAUAGCAGAGGUUUCUCUCGCGUUAGACUACCUGCAUAGACAUGGCAUCAUCCACAGAGAUCUGAAGCCUGACAAUAUGCUCGUGUCUAACGAAGGACACAUCAAGCUGACAGAUUUCGGACUAUCCAAAGUGUCACUGAACAGACAGAUUGGAGUAGCAGAUGUCAUUGGAACGCCAUUUGUAACAAAGAGUGGAAGUGAUUAUUUUAGGACUCCCGGACAAGUAUUAUCCCUAACAAGCAAUUUGGCAUUCAGUGUCGAUCGAACCAAAAUGCAGUCGACACCACUGAAGGACAACAAAAUGGAGGUUAACGUGGAAUUGCACGUGCCACAUCACAUCAGUCCCAUGCACGUAUCCAUGGAAACAAGUGCGUUGGGCGUAGCAGACGAGAACUCACGACGUGGUCAGGUGAGGUUUCUCCUGUCGACGACCCCCAAGCUGCGAGACGACGUCGCCCAGGCCGUCAACUCCCUCCGCGACAACGUCGUCAAGCAGAUCGGCUUCAGUCCCGUCUCCUCUUCCUCCUCCCGCAUCCGCGGGGAUGCUUCCCGGGCGACGGACGGCGAUGCGAGCCCGGACGCGUCCUCCUCCGGGGAACCCCGCACUCCCAGCCUCCUCCCACUCGCAAACCUCAGCAGCGACUACUGCUGCUCCGAGUCGGAGACGGACCACGACGACGGAUGCUGCGUCGUCCCGGCGACGGACGGAUGCGGCGUCGUCACGGCGAUGGCGGACGAGGCAGUGCCACGACCAGACGACGCGAAGGUGAAAGCAGACGACACGAUAGCGAACGCGAGCGACGCGAUCGUAGACGCGUCGGGAGAGGACGCCGCCGGCAGCGGGGCGGCGGCGGGGGAGGAGGAGGAGGGCGGCCUGAAGGAGACGCCCGUAUUCUUCAAGAGCAAGUCUGAGAUCGACGGCUCCUACUCGGCACUGAGCCUGCGGAGGCUGCGAGACGGCGACUCACCGCUGCCUCAGAGCGUCGCAGCUCCCGCUCGUCCCCGCGACGAGAGGGGCCCGGCCGACGGAAGGUUGGAGGAGCGUCGAGACGACUCCGCGAGCGUCGUUAACGUCGGUCGGACGCGCGACGAUGCGGCGGCGGCGCGCGCGAGCAGAUCGGCGCAUCCGUCCUCGCGUUCAGCCGGGACGGCGAAACACGGCGCCGUGGAGAUCGAUCGCCGGGGUUUGCCGUCGUCGUCGUCGUCCUCUGUGGGGGGGUCGGCCGGACCGUCGAGUGGUGGCAGGAAGCGGGGCGUCAACCUCAUGGAAACGUCGCGGCCGGAGCCGGAGCACCACCGCGGCGGCGGCACGGGAAUAACGCGCGUGUUUGACGGCAUAUCGCUGCACGGCGGCAGAGGCGGCGCGGAGCCGCGUCCGAAACGCGUCGACUCGCGAUCUGAGUUCGGUGAGGUCGCCGCUGUUGCCGACGGGAUCGGCGAUGCGAGGAUAGAUUGCGACGAUGACGCCGCCGCCACGCGGGACGACUCCCUCGGAAACAUAGAGCUCGCUAGGUGUGACCGGCGCCGCCGCUCCCCUGACGCGACGUGCGGGUCCGACGAUAGCGAUGGGGUGUUUCGCGCGAGCCCGCCGCCCCCGCCCGCAUCCCGGAGGGCGUCGACGCGCAAGCGCCGCUACACGCCGUGCGAUCCGAUCCACACCCCCGACGACAUCCGGCGGCAGAGGGCCCGUGCGAGCGCCUCCUCCUCCGCGGUGUUUCUCCCCGGCGGCCGGCUCUCGCGCGGGAGGCCGCCGAUACAGAGCAUCGCGUGGGACGCGGACGAAGCCCCGGUCGCCCGCGGCAACGACGACGCGCCGCAGCCUCCCUUGGUGAUGUUGAGCGUAGCCGGGAGCAGCAUCCCGGUUCGCCUCCUCGCGGAGACUGAGGGCUGUAGCGUCGUAGGAGUAGGGGUGAGGGAAGCUGAGGGUGGUGACACCGCCGCCGAUGUCGCGUGCGGCGUGCGUCGAGGACGGGCGACCGGUCGUAUGCACGGCUGCAUCACAGACGCGGUACACCGCGCCGAGGUGAACCGGAGCGGAGGCGAAGGGAUCGCCGACGCGCGGGGGAACAACGCGGCGGCCGGCGGGGAGGACGGGGAGAGCCACGAUGACGAGUCGCGCAUGAAGAAGAAGAGACGUACCAGCCUGCCGUUGCCGCUCUCCGUCCGAUUCAAUGACAACGAAUCGCUCGCCGUAUUCUCGGGUGAGCUCUAG